AUGCCCGCCAUAGUGGCCCUAAAUAAUGCUAACAUAACGGCCGCCAUGAUCAAUGCACCAGAUGGUACUUUACCACCAGCAUUACCGGGUAGAGCUACUGAUAAUAGUAAAAAAUCAACUGAUAAGAGAGUGAAAAAUACUGCCGUUAUACAUUUUUUGAGUAAUUUACUAAGAAAAAAACUAUAUAUACAUCCUGCCGAUGAAAAUAAUCAUGAUCCUGUAGAUGAUAUUUCAGAUAGCUUAGCGGGAUUAACAUUAAAUAGUGUUAUAAAUACUGCUAAAACUAUUCGUAAAAUUCUCCAAAAUGAACUUAAACUAAUUUUUCCUGCAAUAUUUCCCCCAAACGCUAAUUCUGAUUCUAAUAAAGCUAAUACAUCAAAACAGAUACCUUCUAUACAGAAGAAAAUAGAGCCCCAAAGUGAAGAUUUACUUAUUUCUAAAGACUUACCAUGUUAA
Molecule: messenger RNA, 456 nt
Organism: Racocetra persica
Lineage: Eukaryota; Fungi; Glomeromycota; Glomeromycetes; Diversisporales; Gigasporaceae
Source: the annotation of a GenBank genome assembly